ACUAACGACUGUGAGUCAUCAUGAGCGGACGCGGCAAAGGAGGCAAGGGACUCGGGAAAGGAGGCGCCAAGCGUCACCGCAAAGUUCUCCGCGACAACAUCCAGGGAAUCACCAAACCCGCCAUCCGCCGUCUGGCUCGCCGCGGCGGAGUGAAGCGUAUCUCCGGCCUGAUCUACGAGGAGACCCGCGGCGUGCUCAAGGUUUUCCUGGAGAACGUGAUCCGCGACGCCGUCACCUACACCGAGCACGCCAAGAGGAAGACGGUGACCGCCAUGGACGUGGUGUACGCGCUCAAGAGGCAGGGCCGCACCCUGUACGGCUUCGGAGGCUAAACCACCACCACCAGCACCUGAACGCACCACCAGCAACACAACGGUUCUUUUAAGAGCCAAACACCGAGUCCGUGAAGAGACACUUCCUACACAUUAAUAAUUACUUGUUAUGGAUGUUGAGACAAGAUAUCAUUAUUAUACUGAUAAUUUUCUGAUGUUUUUUUUAAUAUUUAUAAGUAAAUGAUCAUAAACCACCUGGACAAACUAAUUGAGAGUUCUUGAGGUGGAACUCAAUCUUUAAAUCAGAAUAUUUAUGGUUCUUUUAUAACUAGUGCAACUUCCUUAGAUCAAUAAAUAUUUGUUAUGGAUGUUGAGACAAAAUAUCAGGACCAUGAAAAGUCUUGUCUGAAUUUUUCUGAUACAAGUUUCAAAGUGAAAAGGCCAAUAACGACCUGUAAACUGUAUGGACUCAUUUCCAUUCAAAGUUAUUGAAUUUCCCUGAGGUGGAAUUUAUUCACUGAACAUAUGUAAGAUUAAUCAUUUGUUAUGGAUGUUGAGAACAAAAAUAACAUCCGAGAAAUCUUGGAGUAGAAAUAAUUCAGUAUAAAGUUAUAAUGUAGGCCACUUAUCACCUGAGUAGAAUCUGAUGGGUGGCAACACUUAUCUUUUAUUAAUUUAUUCAAUAUGUCUAAAUACUAAAGCUUCUUUAUUCUGAGAACCAAACAGUCAGUGAGAAGUUCACGUCUUCUGAUCCACAUGAACUAGUGACAGACUUUUUGUCUCAGAGUCCUCGUGACCUCUGGAGGUUCUCACUGAUCCAGGUCAAAGUCAAUCAGGAGCAAGUUUCACCUUCGUCCUCGAGGCUUCUUCGGUUCGAACAUAAGCACGAGGAUAAAGACAUGAUGGGAUAAGAUUCAGUUUCUGAAUUAUACAAAUAUCCGCUCAACUUCAACAGACAUGAGUGGACUAGAUUUCUUGAAUUGCUCGACAUGAUGUUCAUUACCUGCUUGUUCAGGUGUUGAUGACUCGUCCUUCUGUUCUGUCAGUGAAUAAAACAACUCACUUUUAAUUUACUCUGCAUGAAAUGUUCCUGAUGAUGAUGUCAUUGUUCUCACAAAGACAUAAAACAAUUCUGAGAGAAUGAGCGGGUGUAUAACUAGACCCACUGUCAGAAAUCUAGAGUUUGCCUUAAACGACUCUGAUCCCAUCAUUUUUUAGAGUCGUUAAAAAUAAUCUGAUAGUUUGUUGAAUGACUCAUCAUAAACACAAUAUCACUGUGUCGUUAACAUGUUCUAGUGUGAUCAAUCAGUGUCUUUCAUCUGUGUGAAUAUUCAUGGUUUCUACCACUAAUGGUCAUGAAGAUAUUAAGAAUAAAACUC
Molecule: messenger RNA, 1651 nt
Organism: Scophthalmus maximus (turbot)
Lineage: Eukaryota; Metazoa; Chordata; Actinopteri; Pleuronectiformes; Scophthalmidae
Product: histone H4
Exons: 1
Coding region: 21-332 (103 amino acids)
Biological process (GO): nucleosome assembly
Cellular component (GO): nucleosome
Molecular function (GO): DNA binding; protein heterodimerization activity; structural constituent of chromatin
Source: RefSeq, a predicted model, not a curated record